Messenger RNA from Thunnus maccoyii (southern bluefin tuna), 1467 nucleotides. RefSeq names its product CD40 molecule, TNF receptor superfamily member 5 (gene cd40). Gene Ontology annotation, molecular function: CD154 receptor binding; antigen binding. Gene Ontology annotation, biological process: immune response-regulating cell surface receptor signaling pathway; positive regulation of blood vessel endothelial cell migration; inflammatory response. Gene Ontology annotation, cellular component: CD40 receptor complex; external side of plasma membrane. The transcript is spliced from 10 exons. The coding region runs from base 16 to 1080 and encodes 354 amino acids. NCBI's taxonomy places the organism in Eukaryota, Metazoa, Chordata, Actinopteri, Scombriformes, Scombridae. The record is from RefSeq and is a predicted model, not a curated record.
CCCAAACCGCUACGCAUGCGCAGUGAGACAGAAAACUGGCAGCAGAAACAACAAGUCGAGUCCGCCUGGCACAGGAGAGCAACUAUGCUGCGUUUUUCAACACAAUUCACUAACAUGCAUCUGCUCCUGCUGAUGACGAUGAUGAUGAUGUGGGCUUUAGUGGUGAUGACAGAAGCUCAGCCGCCUUGUGACCCAGUCACGCAAUAUAAGGACAAAGAAGGGCAGUGCUGCCAGAUGUGUGGUCCAGGGACCAGCAUGAGUGCCGCAAGCAAAACUUGUGAGACUCCUCAGUGCAUAGCCUGUGACGAGAAAGAAUAUCAGGAGUCCUACACAAAUGAAACGAAGUGUAAACGUCAGCCCUACUGUGACCCAAAUACAAACUUUCAGGUUCCCGUUUACAUGGACACGAUUAAAAGAGUUGAAUGCAUGUGUAAGCUGGGAUUCCACUGCUCCAGUAUUAAGUGUUUAACCUGUGUGGAGCACACAGUCUGUGAACCAGGACAGUGGGCUAUAUCCAAAGGCAAUCAGAGGAGUGACACAGUAUGUCAGAAAUGUCCUGAAGGCACAUUUUCCUCGGAGCGGUCAUGGGACAGCGUCUGUAAGAAAUGGACAGUAUGUGGGAGUGGAUACCACGUUCAACAAAAUGGAACAGCUGUAUCUGACAACGUCUGUGCGGAAAACUCUCGGCAGCAUCUGGCUGUGAUCGGUGUUGUUGUUUCUUUGAUUGUGACUAUUGUGGCAGUUGGGGUCAUGGUUUGGUUCUGCAGAGAUUCUGCAAGAAUAAGGGCAAAGGGCUGCGUGGAGUCGUGUGUGGGAGGAGAAAGGGAGCCGCCGAGAGAGGGAGCACCAAUAGUGAACCCAACUAAUGAUUAUAUUCACGAUGAGCUCAAGGAGCCCAUACAGCAGAUCUCACAAGACGACAGUCGUAGCAGCUUGAUGCCAGAGGAAAACGAGGAUGAGGAGAGCCAGGAGUCAUUCAAAGCCGUACGUUUAUCUGAAAAGGGAAACUACGUGGUACAAGAGAACGGGAAAUUAUAUCCCCUCCCCCGACAGGAAUCACAAACACACACACACUUAUAAAAGUCCUCUUUGAUACUGACUUGUAAUUUGUUAUAUAAGCUGUUGGAUGUUGUUGCUUCAUGUUAUUUGUACAUAAUUCUCCCAAACUAAAAAUGUAUAUAUUUGCCUGAAGUGUUAACAUUAAAAUUUCAAUCAUGUGAUGUCGAGUAACAUUAUGAGACGUGAAGUAGUGUGGUACAGUGUAUGACUUGACUGCAUUAGAACAGCUUUUUCUUCAUUCUUCAAUGUUUCCAUUGUCAACUUUUAAGUACUUUCUUUACAAAAGACUUUUGUUUAUGUUUGCACAAGGUGCAAAAAUUGUACAGCUGUGAUAAUUGUGCAUGAAAACAGAAUGUAAUUUCAAAGCUUUUUAAAUUGCAUUAAAAUGUAUGCCACUUGAUGUUUAAA